GGUGGAUGUUUGAUAGAUAAUAUAGAAAAUAAAAUGAGAGAUCGGCUGGGUCGUCGAGUCUUUGGCGCCCGAGUAGUUUGAACGGUCGUUGCGCGCUGUGGAAGCGGAUUCGGCGAGGAAGUGAGACGGGUUUGCGAGAAGAGAGGAGGAGUAACGAGUGUAAUCAGAGACUGGCUCGGAGGAAGGAGGGAAUAAAAAAGAGGGCUCUAAGAGAGAAAAGAACGAGACAUCAUCGACCAGUGCGACUAAAAGAAGCGACACGAAUCAGAGGCAAAAAUACCAGAGGUUUCGCUGCAAGUCGGGAGGGAUUGAAGGGUCGAUGGUUUCGCAGAUGCGCUCGUUGGGCAGAGGAAGGAUGAAGGAGCGAGAGGAGAGGGUCAAGAGGGUCGAGACGUGCGAAGAGCGCCCCAGCAGCACGCCCGCGACUGGGCGAGCAGUCCAGGACAUGGAGCAGGUGCGACAGGGGACCCGUCACGCUUUGUCCUCUUUAGGACUAGCGAAACCAUUUAACGGGCACCAGUCUUUCGCACGGUGUGCCAUGGCGCCUACGGCCCCUGAUUCGCGGCCUGGAGGGACGCCACCAGUCCACUACGAGCCCACUGCAACCAACAAAGCGCCCCCAAGCAACCCCGGAACCAUGCCCACCACUCUGUGCGGAAGGCCCCUUGAUUUCCUAAACUGGCACUGUACCAUGGAUGGAACCCUGGCGUUAGAUUUGUGGUGGGUGGUGAGCGGUGGAUGGUGA
Ilyonectria robusta is the source of this 745-nucleotide messenger RNA. RefSeq lists its product as uncharacterized. Lineage: Eukaryota; Fungi; Ascomycota; Sordariomycetes; Hypocreales; Nectriaceae. The transcript has a single exon. The record is from RefSeq and is a predicted model, not a curated record. Bases 320 to 745 code for a protein of 141 amino acids.